AUGUCAUCGCCCUUCUCAAUAAAUGGCGGCGCCUGCGUCGCGAUGGUCGGCAAGGACUGUGUCGCCAUCGCCUGCGACCUGCGUCUCGGCCUCCAAGCCCUGACCGUCUCCAACAACUUCCCCAAGAUCUUCAGCUACGGCGACAGCGUAUACCUGGGCCUGACGGGCCUGGCCACAGACGUGAACACCGUGUCCGACCUGUUCAGGUACAAGGUCAACAUGUAUCGCCUGCGAGAGGAGCGCGCCAUCGCACCCACCACCUUCGCCAACCUGGUCUCCAGUUCGCUGUACGAGAAGCGGUUCGGCCCCUACUUCGUCAGCCCCGUCGUUGCCGGUCUGGAGCCCAAGACGGGGAAGCCAUUCAUCUGCGGUUUCGACAGCAUUGGGUGCAUUGACUUUGCCAAGGACUUCAUCGUGAGCGGCACGGCGACGGAGCAGCUGUUUGGCAUGUGCGAGAACUUGUGGGAGCCCGAUCUGGGACCCGACGAGCUUUUCGAGACCAUCUCCCAAUCCCUACUGAACGCCGUCGAUCGAGAUGCCUUGUCAGGCUGGGGUGCACACGUCUACAUCAUCGAGAAGGACAAGGUGACGAAGAGGCUUCUCAAGGGACGACAAGAUUAA
This is a messenger RNA of Diaporthe citri, 621 nucleotides long. RefSeq lists its product as uncharacterized. Lineage: Eukaryota; Fungi; Ascomycota; Sordariomycetes; Diaporthales; Diaporthaceae. Gene Ontology annotation, cellular component: proteasome core complex; proteasome core complex, beta-subunit complex. The record is from RefSeq and is a predicted model, not a curated record. Gene Ontology annotation, biological process: proteasome-mediated ubiquitin-dependent protein catabolic process. Bases 1 to 621 code for a protein of 206 amino acids. The transcript is spliced from 4 exons.